AUUUGCUGACUUGGACAGUGUUGAGCGGGUCAUUCAUAGGUGCCGUCAGCAGAUUGGCGAAACGGAUGUUAGGUGCGAUGUCGACCGCGGCCGUCAGUCGCAGGCAAACCGCGAGCGCGGAAGGUCGCGCUGUGUCCAUCAGCUAGUCACCCGAGACCGGCGUGAUCCUCUAUAAACAUCGCUAUCGACAACUUGUACACAAUAACGGUGUGAUAAAAACGAAAACAUUACCCGGAAGCGGUGUAGUCCCUGUCACCAAACUCAUUACUGGAUAAAUAUUUGCUGUGAUUAGUUUACUGUUUGUUAUGAUCUACGUUUCGUAAAGUAUUCCGUGAUAACAGGGUUGUGAUAUUUGGUUUAGUUAAACCACCUGUUGAUUAUUCGUGUUUAUGUGGAGCAGUAUCAGGAUUAUCAGUUGUUGCGUUACUUCGAUUAGUGGAUAACAGUUGGACGUGGGUGUUGCGUGGUGUCAGGCGGCUGGAAGAUGCCGGUGCUCGGUUACGAAAUGACAUCACAGGAGUUGUGCCCAAUGUACAGCACAGUCGACUAUAUGAUGGGUGGACAGCCACAUGGGUGGGAGAAGCACUCCAGUAACCAAUACUACGGGCCUGUAGUGCGCAGUCCGCCACAAGAGGCGCGGCCUGUCGUCACAUACAAUAACGAAGACAGUGAUAUGCAGCUAGAGACGAGCAGUAGUGAGGCGAGUGCAGCGUCGUCCGCGGCCCUAUCGCAGCACUGCGCCAUCUGCGGGGACCGCGCCACAGGCAAGCACUACGGAGCCUCCUCCUGCGACGGCUGCAAGGGUUUCUUCAGACGAAGCGUCAGGAAAAACCAUCUCUAUACAUGCAGAUUCAGUAGAAAUUGUGUGGUGGACAAAGAUAAAAGGAACCAGUGCAGAUAUUGUAGACUAAGGAAAUGCUUCAAAGCGGGAAUGAAGAAAGAAGCGGUACAAAACGAGCGGGAUCGUAUAAACUGCAGACGGCCAUCGUACGAGGAGCCGACACAGGCGAACGGACUGUCCGUCGUGUCGCUACUUAAUGCAGAGCUGCUCAGCAGGAAGGUUAUAGAUGAGACAAACAACAUUACAGAAGCUGAAAUAAGUAACUGCAAGUUGGCUAAAAUAAACGACGUGUGUGAUUCAAUAAAGCAACAGCUGCUGAUCCUGGUGGAGUGGGCCAAGUACAUCCCGGCCUUCACGGAGCUGCACCUCGACGACCAGGUGGCGCUGCUGCGGGCCCACGCCGGCGAGCACCUGCUGCUGGGCUGCGCGCGCCGCUCGCUGCAUGUCAGCGACGUCUUGUUGCUGGGCAAUAACUGCAUCAUUACUAAACAUAAUAUUGACGGUCGUAUGGACAUAGACAUCAGCAUGAUAGGCAUGCGUGUGAUGGAUGAGAUCGUGAAGCCGCUGCGGGAGAUCGACAUCGAUGACACCGAGUUCGCGUGUCUCAAGGCCAUCGUGUUCUUUGACCCUAACGCGAAGGGUCUCUCACAGCCUCAGAAGAUAAAACAACUCCGUUAUCAGAUUCAAAUCAACCUAGAAGAUUACAUCAGUGACAGGCAAUAUGAUGGCCGUGGUCGCUUCGGUGAGCUACUGCUCUGCCUACCCCCUCUGCAGAGCAUUACGUGGCAGAUGAUCGAACAGAUCCAGUUCGCCAAACUGUUCGGAGUGGCUCACGUCGAUAGUUUGCUGCAAGAAAUGCUGCUUGGAGGGGCAUCAACAGAAGCGGCCAUAGAAGAGCCGUCUCCCGAGGGUGCAGUGGACGCGGCCUCACCCAUGUCGUCAGCAUCCUCCCCACCGCUGGUUCCCCAGCUCCCACUACCGGAGCCCAGCUUCCUGGAGCCCUUCAAACAGGAACCCAACAUGAGCCCCGAACACAAUACCAGCAUGCUGAAGUCCGCAGACAUUACCUUAUUAUAGUGACAUCAUACAAACACCACACUUUUGUAGAACGAAAAGUUCUUUGGAAUAUUCCAGAAUGACGGUAAAUUAAUUAUCUAUGCGUAUGCAUUUGAAAACCGUUAUUUUAAAAUGAUUAUUUGAAAUCGUAACACUGAAAAACAUAUUGUUUUGAACAGUUGACACGCUCUUUUAUUUCGAGACUUUACAAUGAUAAUUGGGUGCUAAUAAUUUUGAGCACUUGUGAGUCUUCGUAAUAAAAGGGUUUAUAUUUAGUGUGAGUAAUAUUGAAAUAUAUUUUAGUUACAAAACGGUAACCAAGAUCAUGGAAACUCUUGCAAAGCUUUCGCCGAACCACUUGGCGUGCGUUUUUUCAAAUAUCUUUUUCAGUGUAUUGUUUUAUAUGUAUCGAUGUGCCUUGUAUAUUAUAUGAAUGACUGUAUUAAAUUACAAAAAUUGACUAUAUUUGUGAUCAAUUCAAUUAUUAUUAUCGUGUUUAAAAGUUAUUGGUACUUGAAAGCAUCGGUUUAUAUGUAAUUUUACUGUUUACCCCUAAUUAGAAUAAGUGCCUUUGUGAAUAAGAUAAAUAUGAGUGUAAGCAGAAUCGAGCAUAUCGCUGUAUUAGGCAGAAAUAAAAUUGCAGCUUUAAAGUAAGGAAAUUGCGGGAAAUGCAAUGAUAUAAAGUAUAUAAGGAAAUAGCCAUAGAUAAUUAUGUAAUGUAUAUAAAAUAUGAAACUGUAUGUAGCUUUUAUAAAAGAUCGAACAAUUUUUAUGAAAUAUUUAUAUACAAAAUGUUUAGAUGUUAAUGUUUGUGCCUGUAUUUUAUAUAAUUGUUUUUGUGAGUAGGUGUAGGAGGAGCGUUUGCCAAUUUUUUAUAUAAACUUAUUAUAUUACUAACUUUACAGACUCUAAUGCUACUCAAUUUUAUGUUUGUGUAGGUUUCAGUCUAUCUCUGUCAUUUUAAAGUGAAUUAUAAUGUUAGAGAUAUAUUUUAGAGCAUUUUAAAGUUGAGUGGCAUUCUAUAGUUCGGUGAUAAAAGUAGGUGUCGGAUUCUACAAGUGCUGUACAUCUGUCUCGGCUGUGUUACCCUGUAACAAACUUAAGGAAAAUUGCCCGCACUUGUUGAACUUUUAUACUAUUUUCUAGAUUAAUAUCUUAAUUUAUUUGGUGUCGAGUCAAAAUUUAAGCGCGGUACCGCGCUCUAGUAUUCGGACUAUGUAAGUUACCACGAUAGUAACAAGUAGGUGAUGGUAUUAUAAGAAACCAAUAGAGAACGUUAUUGACAGUUAGGUAGGAGUAAAGAUAUGAUUUAUAGGCAUUUUAUCUCGAUUAUAUUUACAUAGAAUUAUAUAUAUAUAAGUGAUUUUGUACGUGUCACAUAUGUAUUGUACGACACUGUUAUGUAGGUGAACCAUUUGUUAAUAAAUGCUCAAAGUAGGUAUGUUAUAUUUCAUUGUUACUUGAUUGGUGUAUACCGUUAUGUGGUGAAAGUUACUCUUUGCGUAUGAACUAUAUCAUGGGUUAAAAAGUCGUAGAAUUUAUUGUCAUUUAAGUUAAGAAAUAGGUGCCUUAUUGUCCUAUUGAGGUGUACUGUUGAAAAUGUACAUACUA
Molecule: messenger RNA, 3508 nt
Organism: Spodoptera litura
Lineage: Eukaryota; Metazoa; Arthropoda; Insecta; Lepidoptera; Noctuidae
Gene: Hnf4
Product: Hepatocyte nuclear factor 4
Biological process (GO): regulation of DNA-templated transcription
Cellular component (GO): nucleus
Molecular function (GO): zinc ion binding; nuclear steroid receptor activity; RNA polymerase II cis-regulatory region sequence-specific DNA binding
Source: RefSeq, a predicted model, not a curated record